Ixodes scapularis (black-legged tick) is the source of this 3146-nucleotide messenger RNA. RefSeq names its product superoxide dismutase [Mn]. The transcript is spliced from 4 exons. Gene Ontology annotation, biological process: superoxide metabolic process. The record is from RefSeq and is a predicted model, not a curated record. Bases 1349 to 2116 code for a protein of 255 amino acids. Gene Ontology annotation, molecular function: superoxide dismutase activity; metal ion binding. NCBI's taxonomy places the organism in Eukaryota, Metazoa, Arthropoda, Arachnida, Ixodida, Ixodidae.
CCUUCGAGCUUGUCGUCUGCUAACCCCAACUCAACGAAACCGCCAUCGACUCGGCGGUAACUCCAGGUAACUCUCACCUCAUUGAGCUGCACUACAGCGGAGUCACUCUCGACCACAAAAUAUUUAUUUAGAAGAACUGCGACGGCUGCUAGUUUUAAUGUUUGUACGAAAGCUAUUUGACGGGCUUAUCAAAAAGCAUUCAAAAAGUUUCAGUGCCGACAACAGCUUAGAAACAGCGGAAAACGUCACUUUUUUUCGUUCUUCCCAUAGAGUCCCAUGCAUUGGCUGGUGUCAAUCAAUGGUCGCCGGUGGCGACACUCGGCCCCAGCUGCCGAGGCCGCGGUCCGCGAUCCAGCCUAUUACAAUAGAGAUCAGUGGGCAGAGCACUAAUGCUCUGGUACAAGUAGCGCUUGGCUCAAAGUUGAUGGGGGAGCGUGGGUGGGGUUGGUCCGGGUUGUGCUGAUAAAUUCCAGAAAGUAAACUGCGCCAGGGUGAAGAACUAGCUUCGUUCAAUUCACCUCCACCGGUGCAGAAAUGUGUAGGGCCACUCAGGGGCCACUGUAUGUAGGGCGGUGUACUUCCGGUCGGAUAUACCGGAAGUAUACUGCCCAUCGUUGCUCCGAUCGGUGUGUUUACCACGUCCAAAAAGUGGUCACUCGAUUUCCGCCUAAUGACGUCAUAAAAAUGUCAUGUUAGCGUCACGCGCGAUUCUGGUGGUGUCUCACUAGGUGUGGUACCUGUUGCAGGCGCCUGUUCUGCUGCAGGUCGCUCUCGAGUGUGGUAGUCGACGGAAGCCCCGGCAACCAGAAGUUGAGACAUCGUGAUGACAGCGACACUUACGUUCGGUACAUGCUACUUGGAACUCUCGUUAGCAAUUCUAAGCCCAACCGCCAGGAUCGCGACAACCAAUACCAUGCCACUUCGGCUUCUGUGACGUCAUUUGCUGUCACUUUGGGACCAGUUUUGAUAUAUGGCAGCAUAACUUUCGCUACAAAAGCCAAAAAUCGAGAUGUGGCGCUUUUUCUUCGUGCCGUAUGGUCCAGACUCUGGUGAAUCGUGCCGGUGAUUUUUAACGUUAUUUUAACUUUAUAUAUAGAACAUUUUAGCAUACAAUGAAAUAGUUGACCGAAUACUCCAUUAUUGUAAAUGUACAGAGCGUUUUUGGCCGAUUCGAAACGCUAAAUGCUAACACUGGGAAAUUCAAGUUUCGAUUUAGUUAUUGAUCCGUUAGCGCCGUGGACCGAGGCCGUGGUGUAUUUCUUCGCAACGUUCUCCUUCGGGUCUGCUUUGUUCGUGAAAUUCGCCAAGCAACUGUGGUUAUGGGCUUCUUGUAAGACUCAUAAUUGUUAUGGUAUUUAGUAUCUUGGCGUUAAUCAUAGUGUUACAACCAGCUUGGAGUGGGAUUGCGCCCCCGUACCAUGGGCUUGACAGGCCGUCCCUGGAAUACGAAUUGCCGCCUUUGCCUUAUGUGUUUGACGCAUUGGAGCCUUAUAUCGACGAAGAAACGCUCAGGAUACACUACUUCGGCCAUCAUGCCAAGUACACAAGAGAAAUGAACCGCGCCUUCAGGGAAUGGAGGAAAUACCUUAAGGACAAGCACGCAUCCAGGUUAUCACUGAUUGACAUACUACGCAAUUUCACGAGAGUUCCGGCAAAGUAUCGAUCGACUUUGAUACACAACGUUGAAGGUUACGUGAAUCAUGUCCUGUACUGGUCGGUCAUGUCACCUAACCCCGGGAAAGAAGUCAGGGCACCGGAUGGGGCCCUCGCAGAAGAAAUUGAUGAGAAGUUUGGCUCCUUCAAGAACUUUAUGUUCGUCUUCUCAGAGCAAGCGGCGUCCCUGUUGGGCUGUGGGUACGUGUGGCUUUGCCGCAACACCUCGUCGCCUCGAGACCACACGGAGCUGACGAUUGUGACGACAUCCAACGAGGAGAGCCCGAUUUCUCGCCGCCUGCAUCCGAUGCUGGUGCUGGACCUGUGGGAGCACUCCUACUUCCUCAAGCACCACCACUCCCAGAGGGAGCACGUGGUUGACUGGUGGCACCUUGUCGAUUGGCAUCUGGUCGACCAACUUGACCGAUGGUGGAGGCACAGUGGGGUGCACGACGAGCUCUGAUGGCGUUGGAGGUCUCCCGUCCGGUGCGCUCUACCAAUUCACCGCAUCCAGUCACGAGCCUGGUUUUCACGCAUGGCCAGGAGAACGGCGGGUCUCCCUUCGGAGUCGUCUUUUGCCACAUUGCUCUGCCUAUACAAGCAACUGACGAUUUGGGGCCGAUUAGUUGUUUUUCCUGUGUAUUUCCGUGCUUGUUUUUCAAUUGAUGAUUGAUCUCAGUGUUUCAAACUGUUACCAUUACUGCAUUUUAUGUCAGUUUUGUCUCCUGAAUGCGCUAUUCUUAUAACAUGACCUUGCCGUUUCUCUGCUAAAGAAAUUCCGUUGCAUGGUGGCUAUUUUCGAAGAUCAAUGAGCCAAUUAAAAGAACCAAAAUCGAUAUGUAAUCGUGCUUUCGUAUUACUCUCUGUUAAAGAACAUUACAGUGAUUUCAAGCUUAGCUCCAAGACUCAAAUAAAACACAUGAAUUUGGGAUUUAACUGCUUUUGGUACCGAUAUUAAAUUAUUCAUCGUUAAUUGCUUUGGGUGCCAAUACUAAAUGUAGUCCCGAAAUUGCCAUUUGCCCUUCUUUUUGAGCAAAGCCUUUCACAUAUCUCCCAGGUGCUAUGUUCGAAAAUAUGGCCAUGUUACAGUAAGUCAGACAAAAUCUAUUUUGACUUCACGUUGGGAUUAAAAAUGUGUUCAUGCUUGACUCUUAAGGCUGGUUCAGACAUUUGCGUUUGAGUGUGGCAGACUGCCUUGUGACUCCUUCCAUUUUACUACGAUGCGUUGCGCAUAGCUGUAACGUGGGGGCGCUAGCAGUGAUCAAAUUUGUGUAAAACCGAAGUUGCAGUGAAAAAAAAAAAAAAAAGCUUUGGGGUCAAAGCGCACGAUGGGAACGUCUCAAAUGAAUCUAACUUUUAUCGUGGUUCUUAUGUAGCCACCAAGCUGUCGCCAAUGGCCCUUUCCAAGAACACAGCUGUUCUUAAAAAAGCUAAGAAAGCAAAGAAAGCAAGUAGAGAAAUAAACAAGUGAGCUGCCUUUUGAGGCGUUUCCC